Molecule: messenger RNA, 1870 nt
Organism: Choloepus didactylus (southern two-toed sloth)
Lineage: Eukaryota; Metazoa; Chordata; Mammalia; Pilosa; Megalonychidae
Gene: GPR19
Product: G protein-coupled receptor 19
Exons: 2
Coding region: 589-1836 (415 amino acids)
Biological process (GO): G protein-coupled receptor signaling pathway
Cellular component (GO): plasma membrane
Molecular function (GO): G protein-coupled receptor activity
Source: RefSeq, a predicted model, not a curated record
ACAUAAAUUUUAUAUGCACUGGGAGACCAAAAAAUUCAUAUAACUCGCCUUAUUGUGAUACUCACUUUAUUGUAGUGAUCUGGAACCAAACCUGCAAUAUCUCCAAAUUAUGCCUGUAUUCUAGUUUCUGACUCUUAAAGGCCUUUUAUGAAUUAUAAUAUCUAAUUAUCUUACAUUUUCUUUGAAAGUUUAAGUACGGCUGUGUCAUGGACAAAAAAUCCUGAAGGUGACAUAUGGAACUGGUAUUUAGCAUGUUGUCCUGAGCUCCAGGCUUUUGUAGUAUCAGGUUUCUCAUGAGGAUAAUAUAUAUUAGCCCUCUUCUCCCUACCAAAAAUUAAUGCAAAAAUCCUUCAAGGAAAAAUGAGUCUUUAUGAACUCUUCUUUAAUUCCAUUUCUUAAUUUCAGAACCUUUCUUUGUGAGAUGUUGUCCCAGGAGCCCACUCAGAGGGAAACUAGUCUCCCUAUGAGAGCUUGCUGCUGGAGGACACCCCACAGGACAGAUUCCAUCUGUUGGAAUCCAAACGAUAUGGUGGCUGUUACUCACAUGGACUUUUUACUUUUCAUGGAGCUAAGAGGAAAAAAGUGAAUAUGGUUUUUGCUCACAGAAUGGAUAACAGCAAGCCUUCUUUGGUUAUUCCUACACUUCUGAUACCCUUCCAAAACCACAGUUGCACUGAGACAGCCAUACCUCUGCCAAGCCAUGACCUGAUGGAAUCCUAUGAGGAGCAUAGUUGGCAGAGCAACAGAACAGACCUGCAAUAUGGACUGAAACCUGGGGAAGUGGCCACAGCCAGCAUUUUCUUUGGGACCCUGUGGUUGUUCUCUAUCUUUGGCAAUUCCCUGGUUUGUUUGGUCAUCCAUAGAAGCAGGAGAACUCAAUCCACCACCAAUUACUUUGUGGUCUCCAUGGCAUGUGCUGACCUUCUCAUCAGCGUUGCCAGCACGCCUUUUGUCCUGCUUCAGUUCACUGCUGGAAGGUGGACACUAGGUAGUGUAAUGUGCAAGGUUGUGCGAUAUUUUCAGUACCUCACCCCUGGUGUCCAGAUCUAUGUUCUCCUCUCCAUCUGCAUUGACCGGUUCUACACCAUUGUCUAUCCUCUGAGCUUCAAGGUGUCCAGAGAAAAGGCCAAGAAAAUGAUUGCAGCAUCGUGGAUCUUUGAUGCAGCCUUCGUGACCCCUGUGUUCUUUUUCUACGGCUCCAAUUGGGACAGUCAUUGUAAUUAUUUCUUCCCUUCCUCUUGGGAAGGAACUGCCUAUACUGUCAUCCACUUUUUGGUGGGCUUUGUAAUUCCAUCUGUCCUCAUAAUUUUAUUUUACCAAAAGGUCAUAAAGUAUAUUUGGAGAAUAGGCACUGAUGGCCGAACAGUGAGGAGGACAAUGAACAUUGUACCAAGGACAAAAGUGAAAACCGUCAAGAUGUUCCUCAUUUUAAAUCUAUUGUUUUUGCUCUCCUGGCUGCCUUUUCAUGUUGCUCAGCUGUGGCACCCCCAUGAGCAAGACUAUAGGAAAAGUUCCCUUGUUUUCACAGCAAUCACGUGGAUAUCCUUUAGUUCUUCGGCUUCUAAACCUACUCUGUACUCAAUUUAUAAUGCCAAUUUUAGGAGAGGAAUGAAAGAGACUUUUUGCAUGUCCUCAAUGAAAUGUUACAGAAGCAAUGCCUAUACAAUUACAACCAGCUCAAGGAUGGCCAAAAAAAAUUAUGUUGGCAUUUCAGAAAUCCCUCCUACAGCCAGAACGAUAACCAAAGACUCAAUCUAUGAUUCAUUUGACAGAGAAGCCAAGGAAAAAAAGCUUGCCUGGCCCAUUAACUCAAAUCCACCAAAUACUUUUGUCUAAUUUCUCAGAAUUCUUUCAAUUAUUGUUAUGUGCC